Molecule: messenger RNA, 1932 nt
Organism: Talaromyces amestolkiae
Lineage: Eukaryota; Fungi; Ascomycota; Eurotiomycetes; Eurotiales; Trichocomaceae
Exons: 2
Coding region: 1-1932 (643 amino acids)
Biological process (GO): transcription by RNA polymerase I; transcription by RNA polymerase II; nucleotide-excision repair
Cellular component (GO): transcription factor TFIIH core complex; transcription factor TFIIH holo complex
Source: RefSeq, a predicted model, not a curated record
AUGGCUACUCGAUCUGCGUCGGCUUCGUACAAAAAGAAGGAUGGCACUCUUACAGUUGCCAAGGAUCACAAGUCGAUAUCAUGGAUUCCGGCGGCGGGCGGUGCUGGGAGUGCAGUGACGGUGCCCGUGCAGAAUAUGACUAACCUACAACAAACCCCCGCAAGCAACCCCAAAGUCAUGCUCCGAAUUUUCGCGCAACAAAAUGAAACCCAAGAACAAUACGUCUUCACAUUCACGUCUGGCGCAAACGCCCGCCCCGAAGCAGAUGGGAUCAAGGAUAUUCUCAGCGCCGCUAUUGCAGCUGCAAAAGCUGCCUCUGCACCCGCUGCCAUCGGGGCAGGCACACCAAGCGCCGAAGGAGGCGGAGGAGGAUUAUCGGCAGCGAUGGCGAUGGCGAAUGCAAUCUCGUCUUCGGGCACGGGACUCGCGAUCUGGGAUAAUGAUGAUAAAUUAAAGGCGGAUGCCGAGUUGCAGCAGUCUUUACUCAAGUCUGAUGCCAACUUGCAACGAAUGUUCAUGGAGUCGCUUCGCACGAGACCGGAAACGUUGUCGGUUGGCCAGUUUGCGUCGCAGUUUUGGUCGAGUCGCGUCCAUUUACUGCGGGCACACGCAAUAGAAAGAGCGCAGACACGGGGUUCGUAUAAUGUGUUAUCGAGUUUGAAACCGCGUACAGACAACAACGUCACGAAACUCAAUAUUACUAAGGAGCAAAUCCAGUUGAUCUUUAAUCAACACCCCUUGGUCAAGAAGGUCUACGAUGAGAAUGUCCCAAAACUUAGUGAGCAGCAGUUUUGGUCGCGGUUCUUCCAGAGUCGGCUAUUCAAAAAGCUGCGAGGAGAACGUAUAUCUGAUUCUGAUGCUACGGAUGCGAUUUUAGAUAAAUAUCUGAAAAUUGAUGAGCAUGCCGAUCGAGUACGAGAUACGCAGGUACCGCAUUUCAUUGAUCUGGCGGGAAAUGAGGUCAACCACAGUCAACGACAGGGAAACAGGCCUGAUUUCGAUAUGCGGCCUGCCUCAAUUGAUAAAGUCCCUAUCAUUCGGACUUUGAAUGCAUUGAGUGAAAGUAUCAUGGCUAAUGUGGCGCCUGCUGACGGUGAUCCAUCUGCGCCGGUUGGCAUGGAUGAAGAGACGUAUAACCAGCUACUACUACGAGAUCUUAAGGGCGACGAAGAACAAAGCCGCGUUGUUCUGAAUAUUCGCGACCAAAGUCGAUUCUUCGGGCAGGAUAAGGAGAAGGAAGGAAAAGAGGAGAAGGAGGCAUUGUUUGCACAGCGUGAUCCAAAGGAGAUUAUAGUGUCUUUACAGACAGAUUUAAACCAAACUUUACCAGCUGAUGGAUCGUUUCAUCUGGGCAAAAUUGUUGAACCGGACGAAGAUGAAGACGACGAGGAAGACGAGACCAAAGCUAGCAAAGUAGUAGGAUCGAAAAUCAACAUGCAAAAAGCCUCAAGUGAAAUAUUUGCUAUUAUCCGUGAACGACGAGCACAGGCAGACGUGACCUCGGACUCGGGUACAUGGGGUCUGUCGUCUACAUUAUUUGACCGUCUAUCCCUCACACACGCCACUACUACCGAAUUUCUUAACCAGUUCUGGAACGCCUUUCUUUCUGGCAACCCGGAACGCGCCGGCGAACUCGCCUCACUUGUGGAAUCCCUCAACCGUGCUAUGGAGCGCAUCAAAGCCGUCGCAACAGACGCCGAAGCCGAGAAAGAGACAGAGAUCAACAAACUGAAACAGCACGCGAGAGAAGUCUUUGCAGCAACAGGCAAGAAAAUACGUGUCAAUCUAGCUGGCGUCGGCGGUGGAGAGAAAGUGGUUAAUCAGUUACUUGCGCCGACUAUAUCGGCGCUCAAGUUGGCGGUUGAUAAAUAUAAAGAAGCGUUGGCGGAGGCGACGGCUAUAUCUGCUAGAGAAGAUUCUAUGGCAUUAUGA